Molecule: messenger RNA, 216 nt
Organism: Colletotrichum paranaense
Lineage: Eukaryota; Fungi; Ascomycota; Sordariomycetes; Glomerellales; Glomerellaceae
Exons: 1
Coding region: 1-216 (71 amino acids)
Source: RefSeq, a predicted model, not a curated record
AUGGUGGAGAUUAUUUCAUUGACUUUUUGGGCACUCGGGAUGAACGGCAUGGGUCUGCUCAUCUCCGCGCUCAGGUCGCGUCCGGAACAGCGCGAAAACUUGGGGUUAAAUCCCAGGAAGGCCAUCCCAUCAUGCAUACAGAUACCAGGUUCUCCAUCGUCAGGGUAUUCUUACGGAUACUCACACAUGCAGGUUGCGUAUUCGAGCCGCUUGUAA